AUGCCUGUCUGCGGAUGCCGCAGCCCCUCCCCACCUCGCGGCCACGCCGGGGCCCGCCUCACCGCCUCCUCGGUCGCCCAGGACCAGGAAUCGGUCCAGACCCUCCAUCCGCCCCCGCCUCCAUCGCUCCACCGCCGCGCCCCCCUCGGCCUGUCCCUCCUCCUCCUGCUGCUCUGCCUCCUCCACCUGCCCCCGGCCUGCCACUCACGGAGAGAGAAGGGCGGGGGAGGCGGUGGGGGAGGCGGUGGGGGCGGCCACUACGUGCCCAUCCCCCAGCCCCCUCCCCACCACAUGGCCCUGCCCAACAUCCUGCGCGGCCUCAGCAUCGCCGUCGUCCUGGUGGGCAACUCCAGCGAGAUGGCGCUGGCCGGCGGCCGAGAGAAGGAAGACUUCCUCCACCUGGCGCCCAACGUGGAGGUGCUGACCAUGAAUGAGACUGACCCCAAGAGCAUCAUCAAGAGCAUCUGCGACCUCAUGACGGAGCACUGGCUGCAGGGCGUGGUGUUCGGGGACGACACCGACCAGGAGGCCAUCGCCCAGAUCCUGGACUUCAUCUCAGCCCAGACCCACAUCCCCAUCCUCGGAGUACGCGGGGGCUCCUCCAUGAUCAUGGCUGCCAAGGAUGACAACUCCAUGUUCUUUCAAUUCGGCCCCUCCAUCGAGCAGCAGGCGUCCGUCAUCCUGAACAUCAUGGAGGAAUACGACUGGUAUAUCUUCUCCAUCGUCACGACGUACUACCCGGGUUACCAGGACUUUGUCACCAAGAUUCGUAACACCAUUGAGAACAGCUUCGUGGGCUGGGAGCUGGAGGAAGUUCUGCUUCUCGACAUGUCCGUCGACGACGGAGACUCAAAGAUCCAGAACCAGCUGAAGAAGCUCCAGAGCCCCGUCAUCCUCCUCUACUGCACAAAGGAGGAGGCCAACACCAUCUUCGAGGUGGCCCACUCCGUCGGGAUCACCGGCUACGGCUACACGUGGAUCGUGCCCUCGCUGGUGGCCGGAGACACUGAUGUCGUGCCUGCAGAGUUCCCCACAGGCCUGCUCUCCGUGUCCUACGACGAGUGGGACUACGGCCUCGAGGCCCGAGUCCGCGACGGCGUGGCCAUCAUCACCAUGGCGACCUCCACCAUGAUGAUGGACCGCGGGCCGCACACCCUGCUCAAGUCCGAGUGCCACGGAGCCCCCGACAAGAAGACCCCCAUCUCAGGCAACCCCAACGAAGUGCUCAGGUACCUGAUGAAUGUGACGUUCGAGGGGCGUAAUCUGUCGUUCAGCGAGGACGGAUACCAGAUGCACCCCAAGCUGGUCAUCAUUCUGCUCAACAAAGAGAGGCAGUGGGACAGGGUGGGUAAAUGGGAGAACGGCUCCCUGUCCAUGAAGUACCACGUGUGGCCUCGCUAUGAACUGUAUGGGGGGGCGGCGACCCGGGAGGACGACCACCUGUCCAUCGUGACGCUGGAGGAGGCGCCGUUCGUCAUCGUGGAGGACGUGGAUCCGCUCAGCGGGACCUGCAUGAGGAACACCGUACCUUGCCGGAAACAGAUCAAAACGCUCAACCAGACCAAGGAGUCGGGGAUCUACAUCAAGCGCUGCUGCAAAGGGUUCUGCAUCGACAUCCUGAAGAAGAUCGCCAAGUCAGUGAAAUUUACCUACGACCUUUACCUCGUCACUAACGGGAAGCACGGCAAGAAAAUCAACGGGACCUGGAACGGCAUGGUGGGAGAGGUAUUGACGUUGGCGGACGGUGCAGGGCGACUUAUUCGGGAGCCCUUCAGUGCGGAUGUGUGGGUGAUGAUGUUCGUGAUGCUGUUGCUGGUGUCAGCAGUGGCUGUGUUUAUAUUCGAGUACUUCAGCCCUGUGGGCUACAACCGCUGUCUGGCUGACGGCAAAGAGCCUCACGGUCCGUCCUUCACCAUCGGUAAGGCCAUCUGGCUGCUCUGGGGUCUGGUCUUCAACAACUCCGUGCCGGUGCAGAACCCCAAAGGCACCACCAGUAAGAUCAUGGUGUCGGUGUGGGCCUUCUUCGCUGUCAUCUUCUUGGCCUCCUACACUGCCAACCUGGCCGCUUUCAUGAUCCAGGAGGAGUACGUGGACCAGGUAUCGGGUCUCUCAGACAAAAAGUUCCAGAGUCCCAACGACUUUUCACCUCCGUUUCGGUUCGGCACCGUCCCCAACGGCAGCACAGAGAGGAACAUUAGGAACAACUAUCCGGAGAUGCAUUCCUACAUGACCAAGUUCCAUCAGAGAAACGUCAACGAAGCGCUGCAGAGUCUCAAGUCUGGCAAACUGGACGCCUUCAUCUACGACGCCGCCGUGCUGAACUACAUGGCCGGCCGGGACGAGGGCUGCAAGCUGGUGACCAUCGGCAGCGGCUACAUCUUCGCCACCACCGGCUACGGCAUCGCCAUCCAGAAGGAGUCGCUGUGGAAGAGGCACGUGGACCUGGCCAUCCUGCAGCUCUUCGGAGACGGUGAGAUGGAGGAGCUGGAGUCCCUGUGGCUGACCGGGAUCUGCCACCACGAGAAGAACGAGGUGAUGUCCAGCCAGCUGGACGUGGACAACAUGGCCGGCGUCUUCUACAUGCUGGGCGCCGCCAUGGCCCUCUCGCUCAUCACCUUCAUCUGCGAGCACUGGUUCUACUGGCAGCUACGCUUCUGCUUCAUGGGCGUGUGCUCCGGCCAGCCCGGCUUCGUCUUCUCCAUCAGCAGGGGUAUCUACAGCUGCAUUCACGGGGUGCAGAUCGAAGAGAAGAGCAGCUCUGCACUGAACUCCCCAUCAGCCACCAUGAACAACACCCAUUCCAACAUCAUGCGCCUCUUACGCACUGCCAAGAACAUGGCCUCCCUGUCGGGAGUGAACGGCUCACCGCACAGCGCUCUGGACUUCAUCCGCCGCGAAUCGUCUGUUUAUGACAUCUCAGAACACCGACGCAGCUUGGCAGGCCACUCAGACUGCAAACCACCGUAUCUGCCCGAAGAUAACAUGUUUAGCGACUACAUCAGUGAGGUGGAGAGGACGUUUGGCAACCUCCACCUCAAGGACAGUAAUUUGUACCAGGACCACUACCUACACCACCACGGCUCCACGCUAGGGCUCAGCGGACCUCCUCCCAACAGGCCCCAAAGUUUGGGAAGUGCUAGUUCCCUGGAGGGCGGCAUGUUCGACUGUGACAGCCUGGGUGGAGGGGUGGCCCCUAUUUUUACCACCCAGCCCUGCUCAGCACUGACCCACAGGAACAUGAGCAAGUUUGACCUGCUGUCUGGACAGACUCCUCCGUCGGGUCAGAGCUUCAAGGGAGGCCUGCCCGACCUGUACGGGAAGUUCUCCUUCAAGGGAGGUGCCUCCAGUUCCACCUACAUCCCCGGACAAGGCUACUGCGGAGGGAGAGGAGACGACGAUGGGAAUAUACGUUCAGAUGUUUCGGACAUUUCCACGCACACAGUAACUUACGGUAACCUGGAGGGUAAUGCCAAGAAGCGCAAACAAUACCGCGAUAGCCUGAAAAAGAGGCCGGCCUCUGCCAAGUCCAGACGGGAGCUGGAUGAGAUCGAGCUGGGCUACAGGAGGAAACCCUACCACAUCAGCCACCACCACUACCACGGCCACCGCUCCGCCUCCCCACCGCUUUUGCCCUCUGAACGCAAAAGAGGUGGCGGAGGAGGCGGAGGAGGGAACAACGACGGGAACUCUUAUCUUUUCAGAGAAAAGGAGAGCGUUAGGGAUUUUUAUUUGGACCAGUUUCGGCCCAAAGAGGGCGUCCCUCAGUGGGAACAUGUGGACUUGACGGAGGGUCCUGGGAGCAGAGACGGAGGCGUGGCCACCUGCACCUCCCUGGUACCAGUGGAUGACUUUCUAAAGAGCAAACCCAAAAAGGCUGAUUCAAAGAGCGGGGGAGGAUCUGGGUUGGCAGGAGGAGAGUGGGAGUGCAGGAACUGUCGGGCUAGCGGGGGAGCAGGGGGCAAGCAGAUGUCCAUCCACGGAGGAGGCAGUGGGUACGGUGGUAUGAGCUGUGGGUCCUCGCAAGGCGGAAACAGCCGCCCCAGCUCUGCCACCUGCAUGCGCUGUGAAGGUUGUAAAAAGACAGGAAACCUGUACGAUAUCAGCGAGGACAAUAACCACCUCUUGGAACAGAUGGGGGGCGGGCAAAGCGUGGGGGGAGGAGGUAUGGGCGCAGGCCCUCAGUCUCAAUCUCAGGCCCAGCAACGGAGGAAGAGCGGAGGAUUCGGCAAGCCACUGAGGCGGCAGCACUCGUACGACACAUUUGUUGACCUUCAGAAGGAGGAAUCAGGCGGGAUGGGAAGUUUGAUGGGAGGUUUAGGAGGAGGGAUGAGCGGGGCAGGUAUGGGGAUGCUGCCCCCACCCAGGAGUGUAAGCUUGAAGGAGAAAGAGCGCUACAUGGAAGGCAGCAGCCCCUUCGCACACAUAUUUGAACGUCACGGGGGCUCAGAGCGGGACCGGGACAGGGACCCGCUGUUUUAUGGAGGCGACAGCCGGAAAGGACCCGGCUCACCGUUUGGCCUGUUCCGCGGUGGCGAAGGCCUCCACCGCCGCUCCAUCGGAGAGAGAGACAUGAGAGACAGGGACAGGUCUCUGAUGGAAGGAGGAGGUGGGGCAGCUUUCUCUUUAUCCAAAUCUCUUUACCCCGACCGGGUAAACCAAAACCCCUUUAUACCCACCUUUGGCGACGACCAGUGUCUGAUGCACGGAGCCAAACAAUAUUACAUGAAAAAGCAACAGCAGCAGCAACAAGUUGCCAAAAACAGCCGAAGUGACUUCAGGAGCCAGUUGAGCGCAACGUCAUAUCUGCCAGCGUCUGCCACGGCCGGGGUGAUGUCCAACGUGACCCCCCGGUUCCCGAAAGAGCUCAGCCUGGGUGGGCUGAACCACCACGGCUCCAUGCUGGGGGUCGGCCCCCCGCGUCCCUUCAACGGAAGCAAUGGCCAUGUGUACGAGAAACUCUCCAGCAUUGAGUCUGAUGUGUGA
Messenger RNA from Stegastes partitus (bicolor damselfish), 4983 nucleotides. RefSeq names its product glutamate receptor, ionotropic, N-methyl D-aspartate 2B, genome duplicate a (gene grin2ba). Gene Ontology annotation, cellular component: membrane. The record is from RefSeq and is a predicted model, not a curated record. The transcript is spliced from 14 exons. Gene Ontology annotation, molecular function: ligand-gated monoatomic ion channel activity. NCBI's taxonomy places the organism in Eukaryota, Metazoa, Chordata, Actinopteri, Pomacentridae. The coding region runs from base 1 to 4983 and encodes 1660 amino acids.